Messenger RNA from Schistosoma turkestanicum, 1418 nucleotides. The record is from the annotation of a GenBank genome assembly. Lineage: Eukaryota; Metazoa; Platyhelminthes; Trematoda; Strigeidida; Schistosomatidae.
CAAGUUGUUACAAACGUAUUCAAACUGAAAUUGUUUGAACUAGGAGUUAAUCAUGAGUAGAUUUGGAUAGGAUUUCAACGUUUUGCGUCUACCGACUUUAAGAGGCAGUAAGCUCACCUACUUUGUAUUGAGAAUUGAUACCGCCAAUUCAAGUGUUUUGGUAGGUGGAGAUUUCCAGUUCCUCUACGUUACACUAAUGUGAUUCUAUUUGAACGAUGUCAAAUAAUUUUAGAGAUCUUGAUAUAUCCAGAUUAACUCACCAGUCAUUGAAGGAUAUGGGAAAUCAGUUGUUUAACUCAUGUCAAUAUAACGAAGCAGUUCAGUGCUAUACACAUGCCAUUGCCCAACAACCAAGCAUUUCGUCGUACUAUUCAAAUAGGGCGUUGUGUUAUAUUCAAAUGCAAGAAUAUUCCAAAGUUUUAUUGGAUUGCAGAAAAGCAAUCGAUUUAGAUCAAAAUAAUCUAAAAGCUCACUUCUUUGCUGGACAAGCGCAUUUAGGUUUAAACCAAUAUGAAGAAGCAUUAACAAAACUUGUCCAUGCUCAUAAUUUAGCUUUGGAACAACACCGUAACUUCGGAGAUGAUAUAACUUCAGUUAUCCGACUGGCUCGAAGAAAACGUUUUGAAGCUAUGGAUGAAGAUAGAAAAAAAGAAGAAAUUUCUUUACAAGUAUACUUGAAUAACUUAAUUUUGGAAGAUGCUGCCCGCCAAAAAAAAGUAGUUUUAUCUAAAUCCGCUGGAACCAAUGGUUCUCUUCCAAAAAUUGAAUCAGCUGAAAACGUGUCUAUUAAUUCGUUAUCAGUGGGAGAUCAUGAUCUUGAAAACAUCCCACAACAGCAUCAAGAAAUUAUUUCAAAAAUAGAUAAUACUGCUCAAAAAUACAUUUCAGAGCUUAAUGAACUAUUCAGUAAGGUGGAUGAACGUCGAAAAAAACGUGAGGUUCCAGAUUAUCUUUGUGGUCGUAUUAGUUUUGAUCUAAUGAGAGAUCCUGUCAUUACACCUUGUGGAAUUACAUAUGACCGGCCGUCAAUCAUAUCUCACCUGCGCCAAGUUGGACAUUUUGAUCCUGUUUCACGUCAGCCUCUGGUAGAAGAUCAGCUUAUACCAAAUUUGUCUAUGAGGGAGGUUGUGCAAGCUUUUCUAAACGAAAAUCCUUGGGCUGAAACAUUAUAAGUAUUACAUAUGUUAAACAAUCGUAUUCGUUUGGAGAGUUUUUGUUACGUUGCAUCUUCACUUCUAAACCACUCUGUUUUACAGUUUUCUUUAUCUUUUGAAUUACACUAUAUUUUUUGCUGUAUCACUGCGUUAUUUAAAUGAAAUUGUUAACUCUGUAAUCUGAAUUUUGGAUUUCCUUGAAAAAUAUAAAUCAUUUCUGUUGUUCAUUAAUUAUUCGAAAUCCAAAUAAAUACUUAGUUACUU